Pelagomonas calceolata is the source of this 708-nucleotide messenger RNA. Lineage: Eukaryota; Pelagophyceae; Pelagomonadales; Pelagomonadaceae. The record is from the annotation of a GenBank genome assembly.
GGCCGCCGCGGACUCGCGCAGCGGCUCUCCCAUCAUAGCACAAGGCCCGCCGGGCCUGGCGGGCACCCCAUGGGUGCGCGCGCCGGCUGCCCCCCGCCGCAUCUGGCCAUGGAACAAUGCUACCAUUACGGCACGCCCGUGCCGACGAUCACGCCGUCGCCCAUGCGCGCCUGGUCGAGCCUCGAGGACGAGCGCCUGGCCUGGCUCGUCGAGACGCGCCAGCCCGAGCAGCUGUUUCGGGAAGCGCUGCCGGGCCGGAGCGACGCCGAGUGCCGCGACCGCUGGGCGCGCGUCGUCCACCCCCUGCGGGACUACAAGGCCAAGGACGUCGCGGCUCUACUCAGUAAGCAGGUCAAGGUCGUCGCCGGCCUGACCUGCGAGAUCAAUAGACUGAGAACUAGGCUCGACGAGUACGCCGGCGUGGCGGCGGCGGCGGCGGCGCCGCCGCCGGCGCCGGGGCCGGAGGACGUCGCUCCGACGAGCGAGGAGGACGACGAGCCGCCCUGGUCCUGGUCGUCGCCGCCGCCGCCGCCCUCGCCGGGUCUAUUUGAGCGGGCCGGCCUGCUGAAGACGCCGCCCGACCUGACGCGCGACCUGCCCGGCGGCUCGCCCUUCACGUUCCCCGUCGGCCUCGAUGGUCAAAACGGCCUCUGAUGACGGCGCCCCACGUUGCUUCCCAAUCGUCAAUAUAAUCGUUGUUGUUAUCAA